Molecule: messenger RNA, 2826 nt
Organism: Cucumis sativus (cucumber)
Lineage: Eukaryota; Viridiplantae; Streptophyta; Magnoliopsida; Cucurbitales; Cucurbitaceae
Product: cell wall protein DAN4
Exons: 6
Coding region: 326-2305 (659 amino acids)
Source: RefSeq, a predicted model, not a curated record
AGAAAUAAAACCAAAUCUCAUAGACUUUCUUGAAUGGCAUUGCCGCGAUUUUGGUUCAAUAGACCAUAUCUGUAGCUGUUGCCGGUUAUAUCGACCGGCGGCGGGACGAUUCAAACUCUAUAUUUCGCGCGUGGAACACACGUUUUUCGACGAUUGGCCAGGAUCAUUCUCUGUACUCAUCGGCCGACGGUGAAUAUUUACUCUCUUGUCGGACAUUUUUCCCUCUUCGACUGAAUCCUUUGCUAGGGUUUCGGCCGAUUGUCAGAGGUAGCGAUAAGGAACUUUCAGUCGUUGGUUCAUUGUAUAACAUCGCAUCUAGCAGAUAAUGAAGCUCAAGAAGCAAUCUGUCACCGAGAAAGAUUUUUCCUCUCUCUUACGGAGGUACUCUCCGACGACGGUGCUGGCGUUGUUACAGGAAGUGGCACAAGCUCCAGACGCGAAGAUUGAUUGGAACGAUUUGGUUAAAAAUACUUCGACUGGGAUUUCGAAUCCCCGGGAAUAUCAGAUGUUAUGGCGGCAUUUGGCUUAUCGUCAUGCGUUGCUUGAUGAUUUAGAAGAUGAGAAAGCACCUUUGGAAGAUGACAGUGACUUAGAGUGUGAUUUGGAGCCGUUUCCAUCGGUCAGCUGCGAAACUUUGACAGAGGCUGCAGCGUGUGCAAAGGUGUUUAUCUCUUCUGGUUCUCCAAGUGACUUGAAUGUUCCGAACAGUAGCAUAAUAGAGGCUCCAUUAACUAUUAGCCUACCUAGAAGUUAUACGGAUGGAGUUCAGUUUGAAAAUGUAGACCCUGCUUGCUCCGUAAAAGGUGCAAUCAUUACGGUUCCUGUUUCUGUUCAAAGACAGCCAGUCCUUGCCCCACCAUCCGCCGAAGGAUUGAAUACAAAUGGACCAACAUAUGGCAACAAUGCUUCUCGAAGGAAAAGAAAACCUUGGUCGGAGGCAGAGGACCUUGAGUUGAUGGCUGCAGUGAAGAAAUGUGGUGAAGGGAAUUGGGCAAACAUCAUACGUGGAGACUUCUUGAGCGAUAGAACUGCUUCACAGCUAUCUCAGAGAUGGGCAAUUAUUAAAAAGAAGCAUGGAAAUUUGAAUGUGGGAGUCAACACAGCUGGUACACAACUAUCUGAGGUGCAGUUGGCAGCGCGCCAUGCGAUGUCCGUAGCUCUUGGUAGACAUGUUGGUAGCUUGAAAGCUAGAAUAAAUGGCUCAGCCAGUACAAGUACGAUUGGUAAUGGUAGUUCCCUUACUACAGUUGCCACCUCGGAACAAGUGCAAGAUAAAUUACAUCAAAGCCCUACUCAUGCAAAACCAUCUUCCAUUGGAUCGUCAAGUCUAACCGCUAAAACUCAAGUUACCACAUCCAAGAAGAUGGUCCCAAAGUCUUCUUUUGAUUCAGACUGUAUUGUUAGAGCUGCUGCAGUUGCUGCUGGAGCUCGCAUCGCUUCACCAGCAGAUGCUGCAUCUCUACUCAAGGCCGCUCAGUCGAAGAAUGCCAUCCAUAUCAUGGCCAAAGUGCCUGCUUCAACCAAAACACUCACUCCUGGCAGGGGGCCUAGCCAUUUAGAAGCUCAUCCUAGUAUUAAGUUACCCACCCUCUCUACCACCCCCACGGUUGUGCCAUCUCGUGGUGGCCCCUUGAAGAUUACAUCUCCAACAACUGCCAAAUUAUCAAGUGUGCAAACAGACCAGAAUACUGCUGUAGCCUCUGCCACUGCAUCCACUGCAUCUGCAACAGACCAGAAUACUGCUGUAGCCUCCACUGCAUCUGCUGAUUCAUUGUCAGAAAAGGAGAUCAAGAUAGCAGAAGAAAUUAGAGGUCGCAGUUUAGCUGGUGUGCAGGCCACAUCCCAAAAGGGUGAACAUUGUCUUUCCAAACAAUCAUUAUCCGGAAGAGUUCAACAAGAAAAGCCAGCUGACUUAGGACCACCGUUCAAAAGACAAUCAUCUGGGAGAGUUCAGGAAGAAAAGCCAGCAGAAUUGGGACCGCCGUUGAAAAGACAAGCUACUGAGACUAGUAAUUGCAGUAGUAGUUCACAAAACAUGCCAAUGGCUGAUGGCAAUACUAAAGUUGAAACUUGCAAUCAGGCCGAAGAGAGACAAAAAAGCAAUGCUAAUAUGGUUACUGGUUCCUCAGAUCAGCAAGGAAUCAUGAAUCAGUCACAGGUUGAGAGAGCUGAACCUCAGGACAUGGACAUUAAUAGUGAUGGAAAGGAUAGACCUAUUACGAAAACAGACAGAUGCAGUGAAAAUUCAAGGCACAAGGAGGCUGCAAGUGAGAUUUUGGAAGGAAACACCAAGGUUGACGGCUAAGAUGGUGGGAUCAGUUUUCCUCAGAUACUGCACAUAGCUUUUCUUGGCAAUUUUCCUGUCAAGUUUAUCAAUUAACUGUUUUCGAAUUAAAUGUGAGACUUCCUCGUUGCUAGAAGUGCACUUCUGUUCAUGUGAUAUGUUCUGCUACUUGUAUGCCCUCGAGGAACAUGGCGAAGCAGCAUUCAUUUGACCUGAAAAGAAAGGAAGAACAGUAACAUAUAAUCAGAAAUAUCAUAUGUACUUGUAUUUAUUUUGAUUUGUUAUUAAACUCUUGUUUUAAAUGUGUUUCUAACUUAGCCUUAAAAAAGGUGUAACUUCAAAUUCUUCUGUCUCAUGACUGAUCCAUGUCUAGGUCUGGACUCAAGGUUUGCUGUUAGUAUGCUAACAUGGCAAACUUGGUAUCACUGCUUUGUGUUGAGUUUAAAUUAUGUACCUAACUGUAAAUGCAUUACAAAAAAAAGUGUUUUAUUCCAUUUGUGGAAUGAGAGAAUUUAACUUAUGUCAAAAGUUGAUAAUACAAA